This is a messenger RNA of Striga asiatica, 2560 nucleotides long. The record is from the annotation of a GenBank genome assembly. Lineage: Eukaryota; Viridiplantae; Streptophyta; Magnoliopsida; Lamiales; Orobanchaceae.
AUGUGUGUAGACGAGCUCUUCGAUUUUGAGAAAUCAAACGAGUUCUUGGUCUUAUGGCAAAGGCCUUGGAAGAAUAUGCGAAUUGCCGCAACACAAAUUCCUUUCCCUCUGUUCACUUCAUCAUCGUGUCCAAACUCCACUCCUUCGAUCCCUCAAUUUCUUCUCACAAAAAUUCACCACAUCGCCUGCCUUAAUCGCCGGCGACCCGUAGUGAACCGCCCGUCGCGGACCCCUCUUCUUGUCUGCGUAUCGGGAGCGACCAACCAUAGCCGCGAGUUGUCCAUCGAGCGGCCCUCUGCGAGCCCUCCUCGUCGCCAAUUCCAGCCACCGUGGAGACGCGACCAGCCGCCGUUGCGCGUCUCUGUUUUCGCGAGCCCGCCAUUCACGGCGAGUCGAGCACCACCAACUCGACGACGACCAGAACCAGCACCGAUCGUGAAGCCUCCCACGCGGCUGACGAGAAGGCCGUGCUGUGGCCCACCAGGUUACGACGCAUUUUCGAUGCGACUGGCGAGAUCCCGACGAGGAGAGUUCCGUUCACCUCCAUGUCCGCCAUCGUUUGGCGAGUUCGAGCUCUCGAUGGCAUUCUUGUUCAGCCCGUCCUUCGGCAACUUGGGAACCUCCGAUUUUCCCAGCCACGUCCUUGACCUGCUACUGAGCCACCGCGAGCCUCAGUCGAGCCUCGUCAAGGAAAGCCGCGACCUGUCAUCAACCUCCGACGACGAGAACUCGCCGGAAACCGCUGCAGCACCCUCCGGCCACCGCUACAAUGCCUCGUCGGUUCCGAGCAGUGACCGAACCUUCGACUUGACUUUUGAAGGAGGGACCUUUAACCCAGGUCUUACGGCUCAAAAUGUGUCCAGCACCGGGACCUUUAACCCAGAUAUGGAGGAGAACAAUAAUAAAAAAGACAUUGCUUGGAAGUAUUCGAAGAGGGAUCCCACAAAUAUACAUGCAUUUACUUGCAAUUUUUGUGGGAUCACGUACAAAGGCGGAGUCUCGAGAAUGAAGCAACAUUGGGUUGGAGGCUUUGCAAAUGUCUUACGAUGUUCAAAAUGCCCGGCGGAAGUUCGUGUAGAAGUAAAAGAAUACAUGGAAAUGAAAAAGAAACAAACGGAGCAUAGAAGAUGUGUAGUAGACAUUGAUGAAACGGUUGAUUUGGAUGAUUAUGAUGUCGAGGAAGAAGAAAUUGAUCCCAUGAAGGCUCCAACUCCAAGGAAUCUAUCCUCCUCCGCAUCCACUCAAGGUUACAACAUGAAGAAAGCUCAAUUUCAAUUCAAGAGGUCAAAAGCAAAAGGGGCUAAUGAUUGCUAUUUUACACCCGAUGUCGAAGUUGCCGUGGAAAAUCGAAAGAGCAAAGGAAAGCAACCAAGAAUAGAUGAGAAUUCGCCCUAUCGAGAAGAGUUGAGGAAGAGAGCUUAUGAAAAGAUUGCAAGGUUCCUAUAUGAAGCCGCGGUCCCUCUUAAUGUGGUCAAUUGUCCGGCUUUUGGGCCUAUGAUUGAGGCCGUUGGAAAUUAUGGUUCCGGGUUGCCGCCGCCGACGUACUAUCAAGUAAGAGGCCCGUUGCUUAAGAAUGAGAAAGAGCACGUGAUGAAGAUGAUGAAAGAGCACGAGCUAUCUAGAGCACAAUACGGGUGCACAUUGAUGUGUGAUGGGUGGACCGAGGGUCUCCAAGUCCAUCCAAAGGUUGGUUCCAAGCAAAGAGCUACAAGGACACCGGCAAAUUGGUGGGCGGCGUAUGGCUCUGAUACACCCGAUUUGCAAAAAUUUGCUAUCAAGGUGUUGAGCCUCACUUGUAGCUCGUCCGGAUGUGAGAGGAAUUGGAGUGUUUUUGAGCACAUUCAUUCGAAGAAAAGAAACAAAUUGGAUCAUGAUCGACUUAAUGACUUGGUGUUUAUCAAGUACAAUAGGGCAUUGCAACGCCGGUACUUGAUGCGGGGAAAAAUUGAUCCUAUUGCCUUGAAAGACAUUGAUGAAAGCAAUGAAUGGUUGGUGGGUGCUAGAGAGGAAGAAUAUGUGUUUCAAAAUGAGGAUUUAACUUGGGAUGACGUUGCUACGGCCGCCGGGGUUGAGGAGCCGAGAAAUAGAACUAGAUCAACUGGAAAGAAGUCGGCUUCUAACGCAUCAUCUUCAUCAUUUAGGCUUGUAGAUGAAGAUUGUGAAUGGAAUGAUGAUGUUAUCAACGAUGAUGCGGAAGAAGAGGAUGUGGAUGGAUAUAAGUCGAAUGAUGAUGUAGCCGCGGUCGAAGAACUUUCCCUCGACUAGUAUUUUUUGUGGAAGUAAAACUAAUUUUAGUUGUUUCUUUUGGUGUUGCUUUUGUUGGAAGUUGGAAUUUGGAACUAUGAAUAUUGUCGUUUAUUUGCUUUAUAUUGGUCAUGUUGGAUAUGGAUGCUACUUGUUAGUUUUUUAUACUUUAUUUAUUGUUGUUUUCAUUUAAUGUGUGGUGUUUUAUUGCAUAUUUAUUAGCUAUUAUAAUUUAUAUCUACAUAAAUAAUUGUGUCAUAAUUUGGUAAAAUGUCUCAUAUACAACUAUACAUAUAUUUAUAUUUUUUUUUUUUGU